UAGAUAUCAAGAAAAGAUUAACAUAACGUUAAUCGGAACGUGUGAUCCAUAACGUUACACAGCACCCGCUGAUGUUUUCAUUGCUUUGAAGCUGGCAAAGUCUCUAUCAUACCAGACUUGGAGUUUGGAGAUAUUUACAUAUAUCUUAUAGAGAAUCCGUCACCUUACACCGCACAAAAAAUGAAAGCCUACAAAAGUACAGAUAGCUAUCUUUUUUUCAAGAGUGGAUGGGUUAACAACGCUGUCGUAUGGGAGGCAUAUCUUCAUAAAAGGUGCAUCAUCUGACAUUGGGCUUUCUCUAAUGAAGAAAUAAACCAGUAAGGGGAUGGAGGGAGACAUCAACAGGAGUCAUCUUAGGUUAAAGGCCGAAGGUGUAUCAGACCAUCAGGAUGAGAUCGCAGGAGCAGCCAUCACUAUGGAGAAGAAUACACACAAUGACAGUCUGUACUCGGCUGGACCUUUGGAACAUGAAAACAUAGAUUUGAAUCUGAGGUGACACCGAAGAUAGAAAAAGUGGUCCCAACUAGCGGAGAACAAUCAGUGGAUCAUAUGGAUCCGGGCAAAGAUGUGGAAUCAUCUGGCCGAUAUCUUGUAAAAACAGGCGAGGAAUAUGUAAAUGGAGAUCCAAACAUAAAGAAAUUGACAUUUGGUGAGAGAGAUCAUAGUAAACGGAUCAGAACCAUCCUGUUGGUUGGGGAGACAAGAACAGGCAAAACCACUCUCAUCAACAGCUUGAUCAAUUAUAUCCUGGGAAUGAAGAGGGAGGAACAUGUCUGGUUUGAGAUUUCUAAUGUCAAUGAGGAUGAUCAGACACCAGUUAAAACAACUUGCAUCAGUGUUUAUGAGGUCUUCUCUAAAACAUCUCCUAUUGCCUGGUCCAUCAUUGACACCCCUGGCUAUGGAGACACACGAGGGCCAGAGUAUGACAAAAAGAUUGCAGAGAAUCUUCACACUUUAUUCAGGUCCUAUGAUGGAAUCAAUUCCAUUGAUGCAGUUGGCCUAGUGGUGACUGCAUGUCAGAGCUGCCUCCAUGAGAGGCAGCUCUACAUAUUUGAUGCAGUUCAGUCCUUAUUUGGCAAAAAUGUUAAGACAAAUAUGGUAGUCUUCAUCACACAUGCAGAAGACAGGGUUCAUCAAAAUGUUCUCACAGCCAUUGAGAAAGCAAACAUUCCUAUUUCUAAACACAAGAACAAUGAGCCUGUCCAUUUUCUGUAUGACAACUUUCAGAGUAGUAACAGUGGUAGUAGUAACAGUAAAGAAUAUGGUGAUAUUGACAGUGCAAAGUGGGAAAUGGGGCAAAGAAGCACAGAUGACUUUUUGAGGUUUCUGGACACUUUGGAAACACAGGCAUCAAAAAUGACCGAAGAUGUCUUGAGAUAUCGCUGCAAACUGUCAAAAACAGUCAAAGAACUACAGGAUUGCAUUACAAGUUUGGACAGUGAACUGGAAAAUCUACAAAACAUCCAUGAACACAUGGAAAGGAUAAAAGCAGAAAAGGAGGGUUUUCAAUGUGCUUCUGAAGAAAAGGUCCCCAUGACAAAUGGCUGUUGUGGGGCAAAUAAUGUACUGUCUUGCACAAUCUGUAAGGAAAACUGUCACCUAAACUGCUAUGGCAUUAAUAACCCCCAAAAAUGUAAAGUAAUGAAGAACAAUAAGUGCACUGUAUGUCCACAGAGAUGUUCUUAUUUAGGUCAUGUCAUAGAAACCAAUAUGUAUCCACUAAAGACAAAGGAGGAGAAAGAAAACAAUGAGCAAAGGAAAAGGGAGUAUGACAGGCAAUAUCAGGAGGAAGAGGAGAGAGAAAAACAAAAGGAGGCUGAACUGACUAAAAAAAGGAGCGAACAUUUUAAAUUGCUGGACAAGGCAUACAAGUAUGUCAUGGAACUGGAGAAAAAUGCUUUGAUAAGAGACUCUGUCUUCACUCUGCAACAUCUGGACUUCUUGAUUGAGAGAAUGAAGAAGAUGGGAAAUACUGAAGGAGUGCAAAAACUGGAGGAGCUGAAGAAGAUAGAUGAACAGAAGGAGAGAGCUUUGGAUUAUUUUAGAGUACAAAAAUGAAAACCACAGAAUAUGAAGAACUGAAUAAAAUAGCCCCCGGUGUGGAUGGAUGAACUGACUUCAUAAUCAUUUUCAGCUCAUUAAACUGUAAGAUUUGCAAUUAUUUUUCGAAGUCCACAUUCUCAUGUUCCUGGGAGUUCAUGUCUUCGGUGGGAUAUGAAACUAAAACAGCACUAAUCAGUCAGAUAACAAGAAUGUUGAUGACCUUAAAUGGGUCUGGUAGUCACAGGCCUGGCUGGAAUGUCGGUGCCUUAUUUCCAUCUAGUUAUGACCGAUUGACUUUGUUUACUCAUUUCAUUACGGCAAAUUGUGGAAGAAUGAGAAAAUGCCUACCCAUGGAAAAUAAUGUGAUCACUGCAUUUUUUUUUCAUUUUUUUGUACAAUACCAUCACUGAACAUUCCUGGACUUAUUAUACUGUAUACUUUUUUAAAGCAUAUAGUAAAGCAUUUCUGAGUUUGUAUUCCUAGUCUGUGCAUUGUAUUUAGAUUUUAAAGCCAUUGUCAUUCAUGGGGUUUUGUAUAUUAACUUGAUAUGUUAUCUUUUUUCCUUCUUUGUUGUCUAUCUAUGUUUGGGUAUUUUGUUAAAUGCAGGUGUACAAAGCUGUUUUUUGGGGGGAGGGUCAUUCUAUGCUAAAUCAACAGAUUUGAGACUUGAAUUUGCUUCAUACUUUGGGACCUAUUAUCGUCACUAGUCAAAACCUUAUUUAAAUUUAGUAGGAUGUCCAGUCCACAUUGGGAGUGUUUUCAUCGGGGCAGAUGGAGCAACAAGGCAUUCCUAGGUUUCUUAAUCAGUCAUGGGUUUGUUUCUUUUUAUGCUUUUAUUAUUUUUAUUCUUAUAUGUUAAAUGAGUGUUGUAUGUUAAAAGAUUAACCAGAGUCAAAUUCAUUGUUUGUUUAC
Molecule: messenger RNA, 2955 nt
Organism: Alosa sapidissima (American shad)
Lineage: Eukaryota; Metazoa; Chordata; Actinopteri; Clupeiformes; Clupeidae
Exons: 6
Coding region: 550-2058 (502 amino acids)
Molecular function (GO): GTP binding
Source: RefSeq, a predicted model, not a curated record